Blepharisma stoltei is the source of this 3397-nucleotide messenger RNA. Lineage: Eukaryota; Ciliophora; Heterotrichea; Heterotrichida; Blepharismidae. The record is from the annotation of a GenBank genome assembly.
AUGAGUCUUCCUAUAAAUAUCGGAAAUGCCGGAAAAAAAUUUCAAAAAUUAGCGCUUUUUGCACAAGUUAUUUUUAUAAUUUCGACUGCUCCAACCUCUACUCCCCAUGCUAAGGAAAUACUUGUAGGGGCUUCAGUAGAAAAAUAUGAAAGAGUUUUAAAAGAAUUAGAAAAUAUUUAUUCAGGAAUUAUUUCAAACUCAAAAAGCUGAAACGCCUGUUCUAGUAAGAGUAUUUUGGGGGACAAAAACAUUUAUUUAUGAAGCAUAGAAGAAUAUAAAUUAAGAAGAAAAGAAAAUUUAAUUACGGCUAUCUCAAUGUUCAUAAAAAUUGUAAAAAUUAUUUACCCAAAUUCUUAACUCCCACCCUCCGUGAGUGAACAAAAAUAUUUUGUUCACUCACGGAGGGGGGUUAAUGUUUUUUUUUUAAAAAAGAUUAUAUAUAAAUUUUUAUAAAAAUUUUUUUUUUCGAAAUUUAAAAAAUCCUAAUUCGCAAAAAUUGAAAAGCAAAUAUUAAUUUAAUUUUAUAAAAUUUAUGUUUUAAAAAAGCAAUUCGUUUAAAAUUAAAUAGAAGUAGCUCUAGAUUUCAUUAUACUAAUUAUCAUUUAUAUAUCAAAAAUUUUUUCCAUAAAAAAUUUUUGUUCACUCACAGAGGGUGGGUUUUUGGGCAAAAAAUAGCGAUUUUUCUAAUGGUUUUGUUCACUCACGGAGGGGGGAGUAAGCAAAAAUAUUUUGCUCAAAGAAAUAUUUUAUUUUUCAGUAAUUUUAUAUUUUCGAAAUUAAAAUUUGUAAAUUAUGUUUUAUAAAUAUUUAAAAUAACAAACUAUCUAGAGAUUAUAUUAUUGUAUCAUUAUUUAUUAACUUCCCCUUCCGUGAGUGAACAAAACAUUGGAAAAAUCCCUAUGUAAGUGAUAAUUAUUAUUAUUAUUAUUAUUAUUAUUAUUAUUAUUAUUAUUAUUAUUAUUAUUAUUAUUAUUAUUAUUAUUAUUAUUAUUAUUAUUAUUAUUAUUAUUAUUAUUAUUAUUAUUAUUAUUAUUAUUAUUAUUAUUAUUAUUAUUAUUAUUAUUAUUAUUAUUAUUAUUAUUAUUAUUAUUAUUAUUAUUAUUAUUAUUAUUAUUAUUAUUAUUAUUAUUAUUAUUAUUAUUAUUAUUAUUAUUAUUAUUAUUAUUAUUAUUAUUAUUAUUAUUAUUAUUAUUAUUAUUAUUAUUAUUAUUAUUAUUAUUAUUAUUAUUAUUAUUAUUAUUAUUAUUAUUAUUAUUAUUAUUAUUAUUAUAUAUUAUUAUUAUUAUUAUUAUUAUUAUUAUUAUUAUUAUAUUAUUAUUAUUAUUAUUAUUAUUAUUAUUAUUAUUAUUAUUAUUAUUAUUAUUAUUAUUAUUAUUUAUUAUUAUUAUUAUUAUUAUUAUUAUUAUUAUUAUUAUUAUUAUUAUUAUUAUUAUUAUUAUUAUUAUUAUUAUUAUUAUUAUUAUUAUUAUUAUUAUUAUUAUUAUUAUUAUUAUUAUUAUUAUUAUUAUUAUUAUUAUUAUUAUUAUUAUUAUUAUUAUUAUUAUUAUUAUUAUUAUUAUUAUUAUUAUUAUUAUUAUUAUUAUUAUUAUUUAUUAUUAUUAUUAUUAUUAUUAUUAUUAUUAUUAUUAUUAUUAUUAUUAUUAUUAUUAUUAUUAUUAUUAUUAUUAUUAUUAUUAUUAUUAUUAUUAUUAUUAUUAUUAUUAUUAUUAUUUAUUAUUAUUAUUAUUAUUAUUAUUAUUAUUAUUAUUAUUAUUUAUUAUUAUUAUUAUUAUUAUUAUUAUUAUUAUUAUUAUUAUUAUUAUUAUUAUUAUUAUUAUUAUUAUUAUUAUUAUUAUUAUUAUUAUUAUUAUUAUUAUUAUUAUUAUUAUUAUUAUUAUUAUUAUUAUUAUUAUUAUUAUUAUUAUUAUUAUUAUUAUUAUUAUUAUUAUUAUUAUUAUUAUUAUUAUUAUUAUUAUUAUUAUUAUUAUUAUUAUUAUUAUUAUUAUUAUUAUUAUUAUUAUUAUUAUUAUUAUAUUAUUAUUAUUAUUAUUAUUAUUAUUAUUAUUAUUAUUAUUAUUAUUAUUAUUAUUAUUAUUAUUAUUAUUUAUAUUAUUAUUAUUAUUAUUAUUAUUAUUAUUAUUAUUAUUAUUAUUAUUAUUAUUAUUAUUAUUAUUAUUAUUAUUAUUAUUAUUAUUAUUAUUAUUAUUAUUAUUAUUAUUAUUAUUAUUAUUAUUAUUAUUAUUAUUAUUAUUAUUAUUAUUAUUAUUAUUAUUAUUAUUAUUAUUAUUAUUAUUAUUAUUAUUAUUAUUAUUAUUAUCAUUAUUAUUAUUAUCAUUAUUAUUAUUAUCAUUAUUAUUAUUAUCAUUAUUUAUUAUUAUAUUAUUAUGAAAUCUCGACCUAAUUCUGUUUAAUUUUUUCAAAUUGCGCUUUGAAACAUAAAUUUUAUAAAUUAAAUUAAUAUUUACUUUAACAUUUUUGCGAAGUGGGAUUUUUUUAAAUUUCGAAAAAAAAUUUUACUAUAAAUUUAUAUAUAUAAAUAUUUUUUAAAAAAAUAUUAUCCCCCUCCGUUAGCGAACAAAAUUUUUUUGUUCGCUCAUGGAUCGGGGGAGUAAGAAAUUUUUAUAUUACCUAAAAACAGGAUAUCUCUAAUAAUUUCUAACAAAGAAAGAGUUAGGGAAAUGAAUUCGAGAGGAAAUUUUUUAACUCCUCUGAAUAUCCAUGAGACGCAUAUCGAUUUUUAUUAUUUAAUGGAUAUGGAGAAGCGCUCAAUUAUUGCAAUAAAUCGCUGAUUGAUAUCAUUGACUGCCAACAAUCUAUGGUAAGCGAUUUUAAAUCCCAAAUGACUUUUUUUUUGAUUUUGGGCCCUGUUGUACUUGCUGUCUGUAUUUUAUUAAUCCUCCCAUUUUAUUUCUCAAUUUUUAAAAUUGAAAAUAAUCUUUGGAACAAUAUAAGGAAAUAUGCUUUUAAGAACUACUCUGAGCUAAAGCAAACAAUUUUGGAACGAUUAAAAGAUAUCCACUCUCAUUCAAAAGCUUUUUUUCUACAGAAAAGCAAUCUAUGGCAGCUUAUUCAUUCAAAAGCUACUGGAGAUAUGCUUGACGAACACUUGUUUACUUACUCCCCACCUCUGUGAGCGAUCCAAAACAUUUGAAAAAUUCCUAUUUUUUUGGUAAAAAACCCACCCUCUAUGAGCGAACAAAAAAUUAUAUAUAAAAAAAUAAAAAUAUAUGAGUGAUAAUUAUUAUAACGAAAUCUCUAGUUAAUUCUAUUUAAUUUUAAACAAAUUGCGUUUUUUUAAACAUAAAUUUUACAAAUUAAAAUAAUAUUUGCUUUCCAAUUUUUGCAACUAGGAUGUUUUUAAAAUACCCCUCUGAGAGCGAACAAUAUUUUUUUUGUUCGCUCACGAAGGGGGAGCUAG